AUGUGGCCUCAGGUGCGCGUCGAGGCCACCGGCAGCCUGGCCAACGGCCUCUAUAUGGCGGACAGCGACGUGGAUGCGACACUGCUGGGCCACUGGCCCGACGGGAGGGCGUGGCGGCUCGGCCAGCUCACCGUGCUGGAAAAGACGACGGUUCCACUGGUCAAGUUCGUCCACCAGGCGACGGGCUUGCCCGUGGACGUGUCCCAGGGCAGCGAGGCGGCCGUGCGCGCCGCAGAGCUGGUGCGGGAGUUGUUGCGCCGCUUCCCGGCCCUGGCGCCCAUCUCACUGCUGGUGCGCCACUACCUGCGUGGCCUGGGCCUGGCAGAGGUCUUCACGGGGGGCGUGUCAUCCUACGCCGUCACCCUUAUGGUCACCAGCUUCCUGCAGCUGCAGAUUCCCCCGGACGCCCAGCACGACCUCGGGUGGCUGUUGGUGAGCUUCUUCGCCUUCUACGGCUAUGAGUUUAAUUUCGCCAGCACGGGGAUCAGCGUAGUGGGGCGCGGCCGCUACCUGCGUAAGGAAGACGUGCCCAUCGUGAUGCCGCGCGGCCACCGGCGGGCGGACCUCUGCAUCCAAGACCCGCUCUGUCCCACCAACGACCUGGGCGGUCCUCCUUCCGUGUCUGGGACAAUCCAAUCUCCAGUAGCUGAAAAAGAGUCAGAGAGUAAAAGCAAACUCAUGGACAUAAAAGAAUCUCUAAAAGGGACAUACUUUUUUUUACAAGCUGACUAUUAUGUACUGCCCAAGGAUACCCAGUGGUGCCUGCCGCCUACCACAUUCAGGUUGUUCUUUCUUGGAGCGGCUUACUUCCCCACUGUAGUGUCAGUGACCUGUAAGCGAGUCGGAUAUGACAUUGAUCAGGCACCAAAGCCAACCGUUAAGAACAACCGUCUGAAUCUGGCGAAAACACCCGUGGAUAUGGCAAAAAGGCAGCCUCCCGCCGAUGGUUUGGGCCAGGGUCUUGUGGGUGAUGAAUGCCUGCCCCUGUAA
Eriocheir sinensis (Chinese mitten crab) is the source of this 990-nucleotide messenger RNA. RefSeq names its product terminal nucleotidyltransferase 4A-like. Gene Ontology annotation, biological process: RNA 3'-end processing. Gene Ontology annotation, cellular component: nucleolus; TRAMP complex. The record is from RefSeq and is a predicted model, not a curated record. The coding region runs from base 1 to 990 and encodes 329 amino acids. The transcript is spliced from 5 exons. Gene Ontology annotation, molecular function: mRNA binding; poly(A) RNA polymerase activity. Lineage: Eukaryota; Metazoa; Arthropoda; Malacostraca; Decapoda; Varunidae.